Molecule: messenger RNA, 2136 nt
Organism: Leishmania braziliensis MHOM/BR/75/M2904
Lineage: Eukaryota; Euglenozoa; Kinetoplastea; Trypanosomatida; Trypanosomatidae
Gene: GP63-2
Product: GP63, leishmanolysin
Exons: 1
Coding region: 1-2136 (711 amino acids)
Biological process (GO): proteolysis; cell adhesion
Cellular component (GO): cytoplasm; membrane
Molecular function (GO): metalloendopeptidase activity
Source: RefSeq, a predicted model, not a curated record
AUGCGUCAGCAGGGCGCUCUCGCCUACGGUACUCGCCGUCCUCCGACACGCGCCCCAUUCGGGGCCGAAAAGGGCAGCCAGAGGACGUGGGGCCGCGGCGUGCGGGGCACCUCCCCCCCGCUUCCCUCCAGGGCCCUCCGCCCCUCACUCUUUCUCCGCCUUCCUCCCUCACCACCACCCUCGCUCCCUUGCCCCUCCCCCUCUCCAGACUCACUGGCACAUCCCGUCUCGAUCCCCACCCCCGCCCACCCUCAUGCACACACAAUCCGCCGCACACAAGCCUUCAUCCUCACACCCCCUCCCACUCUCCCACCCGCCCACGUGUUGGCCGGCGUCACUGGCCCCCUGGCACGCACCCGCAGCACUGCCGGCACUGCCAGCAUGUCCCGCGACCGCAGCAGCACGCACCGGCGCCGCAGCGUCGCCGCACGCCUGAUGCGGCUCGCCGCAGCGGGCCUCGUCAUGGCCGUCGGUGCCGCCGCCGUGUGGGUGCAGGCCGCCGGCCAUCACUGCGUCCACGACAGGCUGCAGGCCCGCGUGCUGCAGUCGGUGGCACAGCAGCACAGGCCUCCCGGCAGCGUCUCGGCCCUCGGUCUGCCCUACGUGUCCGCCGACCCCAUCAGCAGCGCUCACACCGUCGACUGGGCGCUGGCCGACAGCACGUCGCCGAGUGUCGCGCACUCCGCGGACUGGGGCACGCUGCGCAUCUUAGUCUCCACCGCAGACCUCACGGACCCCGACUGCUACUGCUCCUACGUUGGGCAGCUUGUGAACAACCACGCUGGCGCUCUCGACAUCUGCAAAGGCGAAGACAUCCUCACCGACGCGAAGCGCCACAUCCUCGUCACCUACCUCUUACCACUGGCGCUGCAGCUGCACGCGGAGCGGCUGGAGGUGAGGCAGGUGCAGGGCACCUGGAAGGUGACCGGCAUGGAGGGCGACGUGUGCGGCACCUUCAAGGUACCGGAGGAACACGUCACGGUAGGCUUCAGCAACAUCGACUUCGUGCUGUACGUUGCCUCGGUGCCGAGCGAUCCGGGCGUGAUGGCGUGGGCUGUAAUGUGCCAGGCGUUCCCUGACGACCGACCUGCCGUGGGUGUCGUCAACAUCCCGACCGCCUACAUUCAGUCAGCCUACGACCAGAUUAUGGUGCGCACCGUGGCGCACGAGGUGGCGCACGCCCUCGGCUUCGACCUCACCGCUUUCGAUGCACUCGAACUCAUUCAUGAGGUGAACAACUUGCGCGAGAGGGACUACGAAGUUCCUGUGCUCAACACCCCCACGGUGGUGGCCAAGGCGCGCGAGCAGUACGGCUGCACCACCUUGACGUUUCUGGAGCUGGAGGAUACGGGCGGCUCGGGCUUUGCUGGAUCACAUCUGAAGGGACGCAACGCCAAGGACGAGCUCAUGGCGCCUGCCUCGGAUGCUGGGUACUACACUAACCUGACCAUGGCCGUCUUCCACGACUUUGGCUUCUACCAGGCGGACUUCACCAAGGCCGAGGUGAUGCCGUGGGCCUAUCUCGCCAGCUGCGACUUCAUCACCAAGAAGUGCAUGGAGAACAACAUCACGCAGUGGCCAGAGAUGUUCUGCAACACCACGGAGAGGCGGUAUCGGUGCCCCAGCGACCGCCUUAAAAUCGGGACGUGCAGCAUAGCCACGUAUGACAACCCGCUGCCGACGUACUUCCGGUACUUCACCAAAACGUCUGUUGGCGGGCGCUCGUCGUUCCUGGACUACUGCCCGGUUAUCGUGGGCUCCAGUGAUGGUGCUUGCAAUCAGGACCCAUCGACGGCGUCGCCUUCUUUAAAGGAGUUCAACGUCUUCUCCGACGCGUCGCGCUGCUUGGAUGGGGCCUUCACACCGAAGCACAGCACUGGUCCCCCUGGGCCGUACAAUGGCUUGUGCGCCAACGUGAAGUGCGACAGAGCCCACCACACAUACAGCGUCCAGGUGUACGGCAGCAGCGGCUACGUCGCAUGCACGCCGGGCCAAAGCAUUGAGCUGGCCACGACCAGCGACGCCUUCGUGGAAGGCAGCUACAUUAUGUGCCCGCUGUACGUGGAGGUGUGCCAGGCCAACAUCAAGGGAGUCAUAGACUUCGAGGGAGACGCUGCCGACACAGCGGCGGUGUGA